GUUUCAUAAGUUCUCUAGAUUUCUGGCUUCAUAAAUUCAUUUCAGGUUGUUCUCAACUUUCGUGGUAGAUCUUUAUAAAUGUGUAAAGAAGCCAUUGAACAAAGAGAUGGAAAAGUAUUAAAUAUUUUUUGUAGAACAUUAUCGCAAAAAUGCAGAGCACAUAAUUACUAAUAGAUCGCGUAAUACUGUUCUCUCAGGUUGUAUAGAAAUUGUAUGAAAACUGUACAUUGUAUACAUUUGAAAAAUACAAUAUUUUUUCGAAGAAGCUCCACUGCAUUCAUCUGGGCAUCACUGCUAACCAUUGUUUUACCAUCGUGGCAUGUUUUCGCGGUACACAAAAGAUCCGAAGGUUGAGAACCUCCCAUUUUUUAAACAAUGACAGAAUACUUUGAUUUACCGCUUAAUAUGGACAGAAUAUGUAGAAUUUGUCUUACAGAGGGUACGAAUUUAUCUCCUAUUUUUUCUACGGAUCAGGAAGUAAAUGAUUUUUCUGAUCUUCCACAAAAAAUACAAGUUUGCGGAUCAAUAGAAAUUCACGAACAAGAUGGAUUACCUUCAUUAAUUUGUGAUAUUUGUAUUUAUAAAGCAAGCGUUGCUCAUGAGUUUAGGCAACAGUGUCAACAUUCUGAUGCCAAAUUAAGAAUGUAUUAUAAUAAACCAACAAAAGUUACUAUUGUGGAUACAUGUACACAGACAGAAUCAGAAAUAACAACAGCGUUAUCAAAAGAACAAGUUAGCGAAGAAGAUUAUUUUGUAAAGGAAGAGAUGCAAGGAGCAUCAAAUUCUCAAGAGUUUAUACAGACUAAUGAUGCAUAUUGCAGAAAUGAAUCUACUUUAAAUACUGGCCAAAUUGAAAUGCAGGGUGAAAAACUUUUCAUAUGUUCUAUUGGAUUUGAAGGAACUAAAGAAACUGAAAAGGAAGCUGGCACUUCAGAAAAUGAUAUACAUCAAACUUGUGUUACACAAGAAAGUACUGAUGAUGUUUCUGAAACCAUAGAUAUGGAAAAUAAAUCCGAAGACAUUCAAGAUACAAGUCAGAUCAUGGAAGAAGAUAACAAGAAAGAAGAGGAUAAAUUUCUUGAUGAAAGUAUAUCAAAUGAUGACGUUAAAGAGGAAGAAGUUCUACAGAAACGUACAUCAAGCAGAAAAGUUAAAUCAGUGCCUAAUAAAACUUACAGCGAAGAUGAGAUCGAUGACAGUUAUUACGAUUUAAGUAAUGAUGGUCAAGAUUCUGGGGAUUCAAAAUUUAAGUGCAAAGUAUGCUCAAAAUGUUUUAGUACACAAAGAGGUUUAAAAAAACAUUCCCUUGUUCAUGAGAAAAAACAUAAAUGCAAUAUAUGUUCAAAAAUGUUUUACAAGCAAGAGAACAUGGAGAAUCAUAAAAAAAUACAUGCGUCCAAACCUCUUGCUUGUCAGUUAUGUCAUGCAUGCUUUUCUAAGCCUCAGAGCCUUGUACGCCAUUUAAAAUCUCAUACAGAAAAAGUAAAUGACAUGAUCAAACAAAUUAAUACAGAUGAACAGAAGGAUAGUAAAGAACCAAAAAAAGAAAUGAAACUUGAAGACGAUACAGAUGACGAAAGUGGUACUGUAAAUGAAGUUUAUAAUUUUGAAAAUGCACCUGAACUGUACAAAUGUGAAAUUUGUAGUCAGUAUUGUUCUUCUUUAAAGAAUUUAAAACGACAUACUCUGGUACAUGGUGAUAAAAAAUAUUCUUGCACUGUAUGUAAAAAAUGGUUCUUUAGGCCAGAUACCUUAAAAAAGCAUGCAGAAAAACAUGGACAUGGGUUAUUGGAUAAUUUAGUUGACAAUAACAAAUUCUUUGAUUCCGAUGAUGACUCUUGUCCAAAUACUACAACAAAUAAUGCGCAAGAGAGUGAAAGUGUUAAAAAAGAAGAAAGUGACGAAGAUGGUUCCGGUGAAUAUAAAUGCCAACAUUGUGAUAAAAUCAUGGCUACAAAAAAAGGUCUUAGGCGUCAUGUAUCUACACAUAAGCCAAAAGCUGAACCAGUUACUUGUGAAAUUUGUGGAAAGAUUUGUGCUAGUCAAGCUCGCCUUGUUCUUCAUCAAAGGACACAUGUACCAAAAGAGAAAGUUCCACGAGAAUACUUGUGUCACAUUUGUAGUAAAGUGUAUCCAAGUAACUCUUCCCUAACGUAUCAUAUGAGAACUCAUACUGGUAUUAAACCACAUGUUUGUAAAACUUGCAAUAGUGGAUUUACUACAACAACCAGUUUAGCAAAUCAUAUUAGAAUCCAUACCGGUGAUAAACCAUUUGUUUGUCAUGUAUGUAGUGCAGCAUUUGCUGUAAGUUCAGCUUUUAGACGACAUUUAACUCGUCAUACGGGAGAAGCAAACUAUCUGUGUAAAACGUGUGGUAAAGCAUUUAAAAGACUAAGUACUUUAAAAGAACAUACUUACACUCAUUCAGGUGAAAAACCAUAUGUAUGUAAAACAUGCGGAGCAGCAUAUAGUCAUAGUGGUAGCUUAUUUGCUCAUCAAAAACGUUGUCGAGCUCAGUAUGGAGAAAUAGUUGUAGAUGAGCAUCAUCAUUCAGUUGCUCAUCAUAUUCAUGUAAAUAAUGUGCAAUCUGCAGUACGAUCACUUGCUGUGAUAGGACAAAUGUUUUAAAAAAUAAGAUUUAUUCUAUCAAGAAUAUGUAUGUAUGUACCUCUGCUAAUGUAUACAUAAAUAUAUAUAUGUAUACAUUUAUACAAAUAUGUAUACAUGCUAGAUAAGCACAAAACAAUGAAAUGUGCUACAAUUCUUAUACUAUAUAAUGUAGAAACUAUACCCUUGUGUAAAUAUAUGACUUUUCCCUUUUUUUUUUUAAAUCGUUAUUUAAAUA
Osmia lignaria (orchard mason bee) is the source of this 2845-nucleotide messenger RNA. Lineage: Eukaryota; Metazoa; Arthropoda; Insecta; Hymenoptera; Megachilidae. The record is from RefSeq and is a predicted model, not a curated record.